AUGAGUAGUACUGACAUGAUGCGUUAAAUGAAUUCCGUUCCCGCCAAAAACUCAUAUUCAUUAUCAACGGGGAGAGUAAUCACAGCUGCUACACAAUAUGAACACAACAAGAGCGUGGUGUCGUCCACUUUCUGGGUCAAAUUGUAAACCGUUCUCCGUGAUAUGUGAUAUAAAUUUAUAAUCGAUCGUUGGUGACGAUUGUGUUCGGUCAUUUAUUUACACUGCGCGUUUGUAAUAUGUUCCGUUUUAAAUUAAAAGCUUAAAAACCAUAGAUAUAUAUGGAUACAACUCAGUUUCCUUAUCGCAGUUUUACAUAUUAUUAUUUAACAAAUGGUGAAUAGUGUGAUAGUGUGAUAUUUUAAGCAACUACUAUUUGAUUGUUCGUACUGCCCAUAGUUUUUUUUACUUAAAAAGCUGAACUAUUCAGAUUGAAUAGUCAUUGUUAUCUGUACUGCAACUUAUACUGAUUGGCAGUUGAAAAGUUUGAAUUCCAAUAAAUCAAUUAAUAAAUUGACUACAAAAAAUUUAUGAAAAUCCUCAACAGAAUCAUGUGUCACUAUAAGUGUAGAAACAGCGCUUAUCCUGGAACAGAUGGAAAGAUUGUUCGAUUUCAUGUACCAGAUGAUAAAGUGAAUUGGCAUUCCUUGUAUUCCAUGUAUAAUCCACCAAUAUUUACUUCAACAUCUGUUAUUGGUCAAUUGUGGGCUGAUCAAGAUAUAUAUGCAUUAGAAUUUAAACCCAAUUGGAAUUGUGUUGAUGGUAAUGUUAAUAGAAUUAGUUUUACUGGAAAAUAUAAUAUACAAAAUGGGUUUCCUCUGAAUCCUUGUGGCCGAACUGGUCUUAUUGGUCGAGGAGUUCUAGGACGCUGGGGUCCAAAUCAUGCUGCCGAUCCAAUUGUUACUCGUUGGAAAAAAUAUGAAAAUAAACAAGUAUUUCAUACAAUGAGUAAUAAACCUAUUCUUCAAUUUGUUGCUAUUCAAAGAAAGGAUUCAGGUGAAUGGGCAUUACCUGGUGGUAUGGUUGAUAUUGGAGAAGUAGUUUCAACUACUUUGAAAAGAGAAUUUAUGGAAGAAGCAAUGGAUUUGCUAGGAAAAUCUGAAGAAGAUACAAUAAAAAUAAAAAAAGAGAUAGAAGAAGUUUUCACAGAAGGUAUUGAAGUUUUUCGUGGAUAUGUGGAUGACCCUAGAAAUACAGAUAAUGCUUGGAUGGAAACUGUUGCAACUCUUUUUCAUGACGAUAAAGGAGUACAUGUUGGGAUGUUAAAACUUCAUGCUGGAGAUGAUGCUGUUGGAGUUAAGUGGGUAGAUUUAGAUAGGAAAUUAAAUUUAUAUGCCAAUCAUUUAUUAUUUUUGGAGAAUAUUGCUAAAAUACUCAAAUGUCAUUGGUAAUUUAAAAUAUAAUUUAUGUUUUUUAAGUAUUUUGUAUAAUUUCUUUACGUAUAAAUUAUCAAUUACAAUUAUUAAUGAUAAUUUUUUUAUAAGGUUUAAUAAUUAUAAACUCGAACAGUAUAAUGCUUUGGUAUGUAUUUAACAACCUUGAUUCAAUUUUCACAGAGUAAGACUUGCCUUAUCUUUCAUUAAAAUGCUAAAAUAUAUAUUUGUAAAUAACACAUUUGUAAUCUUUUAGUAAUGCUAAAUCAAAUUGAAGAUACAUUUAGAUUUCUUCAAAUAUCUUGUAAGUGCACUUUGUAAUCACUAUUUUUGAUAGCAAACAUUCCGUUGAUUAUAUGUAUGUAGUUUAUAUAUUAAAUAUUAUUAUUAUAGUUUUGAUAGUUG
This is a messenger RNA of Sipha flava (yellow sugarcane aphid), 1775 nucleotides long. Its product is annotated as ADP-ribose pyrophosphatase, mitochondrial. The record is from RefSeq and is a predicted model, not a curated record. The transcript is spliced from 2 exons. Gene Ontology annotation, molecular function: ADP-ribose diphosphatase activity. Lineage: Eukaryota; Metazoa; Arthropoda; Insecta; Hemiptera; Aphididae. The coding region runs from base 528 to 1388 and encodes 286 amino acids.